This is a messenger RNA of Eutrema salsugineum, 426 nucleotides long. RefSeq lists its product as uncharacterized. The record is from RefSeq and is a predicted model, not a curated record. The transcript has 4 exons. Bases 1 to 426 code for a protein of 141 amino acids. Lineage: Eukaryota; Viridiplantae; Streptophyta; Magnoliopsida; Brassicales; Brassicaceae.
AUGGCUAUCCACCAAAUUUUUACAUGCCUGUUCAUGAAGCCACUCCAGAUGCAGAUGAUGCUACUCCUUCUCGCCGGAGAAGCUCAGGUAGUAGGAAAUACUGGCUCUGGAAGUAGUGGAUCUAAGAGAUCCCCCGAGAGUGAUGCUAGUGACUCCAACUUUUUAGGUAUUAUCGCUCGUCUAAUAGGGAGGGAUGCACCUAAGAAAAAGGCUAAAAAAAAGGUGCAAGAGUUGGAGCGGUUAAACAAAAUAGCCUACUUGCAAGAGGAGGCAAACCAAAGGCAAAAGGAGAAAAACCAAUUGAUGAAAGAAAAAACUCAGGCUAGGAAGAUGAAGAUGUGGCUGAAGCUAAGUGAAAAGGAGCAUCUGGAUGACCAGAGUAAAGAGCUGUUGCAGAAGUUGAGCUACGACUUAUUCGGAAAGUAA